GAUUAGCUGGCAUCCUAUUCCAAAACUGAAUACAUAAACAUGCAUCCAUUCCAAGAGCUUCACUCACAAUACAACCAUAAUGGCUUCCCCUAGUGUUCCGAUCUUGAUAAUUUCCUCGUUGCUCCUUUCAUCCUUGUUUUCAAAUGCUCUAACAUCCCCUAAGGCCUUCAUUUUCCCUAUCAGAAAAGAUGGCACAACCAACCAAUACUACACGACUAUCCAAAUAGGCUCCAACGCCACCACACUGAACGUGGGGAUCGAUCUCGGCGGCAAUUUCCUAUGGUUCAACUCCCUCGACUACUUCUCCGCCGCCGACACCUACCGCCCCAUCCUCUGCGGCACCAAACGGUGCCAGAUUGCUAACUUAAUCGGCUGUGUCUUCUGCUUCUCGGCAGCGGCGCCGGGAUGCUCCAACAACACAUGCGCCGACUGGGCCCUCAACCCCUUCACCGGCACCAAUGGCUACAGCGGCCUAAGCACGGACGUCAUGCUGGCCUUGUCGACACGCGGCACCCAAUAUAAGCUAAAUUUCCCCUUCCAAUACUCGGACCCCAUCUUAAGCCAAGGCCUCGCAACCCCCACGGCGGGCCUCCUCGCCCUAGGCCGAACUAGGCUUUCGCUCCAGUCGCAGCUUUCAUCCGCUUUCAAAAUCCGCAACAAGCUGGCCCUCUGCAUCCCGCCUUCGGGCGGCAACGGGUACAUGAUCGCCGGCCAGGAGGUGUACAGAGAACCUUUCCGACGGAUCUCGGAAUCAAUGUGGACCACGCCCUUGCUCAGAAAUCCAUGGAAAGGCUUUGGCGACGAAGUGAUCGGCAAUCUCUCCAACACGUAUUUCAUCGGCGUCAAGUCCAUCAGAGUUGGCGGAACGUCUCUCGCCUUGAAUAAAACUCUGCUGUCGAUCGACAAGGUGACCGGAGAAGGAGGCACGAGCUUACGAACGGUGAGGGCGUAUACGAGCCUGCACGGAUCGAUCUACGCAGCCCUGGUGGAGGAGUUCGUGAAGGCCGCUGCAGGCAAGGGGAUGAAGAGAGUGGCGUCCGUGGCUCCGUUCGGGGCUUGCUUCGAUUCGAAGACGAUCAAGAGUGGAGGCGACGUGCCGACUGUGGAUCUGAUUCUGCAGAGGAAGAAGGUGUACUGGCGGUUUUAUGGGUGGAACACGAUGGUGAGAGUUGGGAAGGGCGUGAUGUGCCUGGCGUUCGUGGAGGGGGAGCCGAAUACAACAGGGCCUACGACGUCGAUAGUUGUGGCGGGUUAUCAGCUGGAGAAUCAUCUGCUGGAGUUUGAUGUGCCUGCUUCGAAGCUAGGGUUUAGCUCGUCACUGCUGUUGCGUGGUACGAGCUGCAAGGAAUUCGGAGCUGCGGCCUUGGAUCCCUAUAUAGGAUGAACAUGUUGGUGCUACCAAUGUUACUACUAUUUCAUAACUCGUGUAACCCGUCAGACUUUGUGUCCUAAUUUAAAUUACUUUAUAUAAUAAAAUUAUUUGUAUAUAAA
Molecule: messenger RNA, 1491 nt
Organism: Salvia miltiorrhiza (redroot sage)
Lineage: Eukaryota; Viridiplantae; Streptophyta; Magnoliopsida; Lamiales; Lamiaceae
Product: probable aspartic proteinase GIP2
Exons: 1
Coding region: 80-1384 (434 amino acids)
Biological process (GO): proteolysis
Molecular function (GO): aspartic-type endopeptidase activity
Source: RefSeq, a predicted model, not a curated record